AUGUUUAACCCGUACAUAUUAGAUAUCCCAGCUGUAAUUUUUGACAAUGGAUCGGGACUCUGUAAAGCAGGCCUGUCUGGAGAGACUGUACCCCGUCGUGUCAUCAGAUCUGUUGUGGGGCAUCCUCAAGUUAACAUGCCUUUAUCACUACCCUAUCAGAAAAAGUAUGUUGUGGGGGAAAAUGCCUUAUACAAGUAUGAGGCUUUGAAUUUGCACUACCCCAUUGAGCGUGGACUGGUAACGGGAUGGGAAGACAUGGAGAAACUUUGGAAAUAUCUGUUUGAGUGGGAACUGGGAGUAAAAUCCUGUCAACAGCCUGUACUCAUGACCGAGCCCUCCUUGAACCCAAGAGAGACUCGAGAGAAGAUGGCAGAAGUUAUGUUUGAGACCUUCAAUGUGCCUGCCUUCUACCUGUCCAACCAUGCAGUAGCAGCACUCUAUGCUUCUGCCUCUGUCACGGGCCUUGUGCUGGACAGUGGGGAAGGAGUCACUUGCACUGUCCCAAUCUUUGAGGGUUACUCCUUGCCUCAUGCUGUUACCAAGCUCCAUGUGGCAGGAGGAGACCUUACAGAGCACCUCACCCAGCUACUCCUCGCUAGUGGGAAUAUUUCCCCUUACAUACUCAACAAGGACUUAGUUAAUGACAUCAAAGAGAAGCUGUGCUACGUGGCCAUGGAUCCAGACAAAGAGCUGUAUAAGAGGUCAGAGGAGAUCCUGAAAAACUACCAACUGCCAGAUGGGAAUGUCUUCUACAUUGGGGAACAGCUGUACCAGGUGCCUGAGGUUCUUUUCACACCUCACCAUCUGGGCAUCUAUAGCCCAGGGCUCCCAAAUAUGGUUACCAGCAGCAUUAUGAAGUGUGACAAAGACAUCCAGAAGAAUCUCUUUGCAGAAAUUGUACUGUCUGGAGGCACUACUCUCUUCCCUGGGCUUGAAGAAAGACUUAUGAAAGAAUUGGAACAGCUGGCUUCCAGAGGAACUCCCAUCAAGAUCACAGCUUCUCCUGAUAGGUGUUUCUCUGCAUGGAUAGGUGCAUCUAUCAUGACCUCUCUGAGCAGUUUCAAACAGAUGUGGAUCACUUCUGCAGAGUUCAUGGAGUUUGGGACAUAUGUUGUUCAGAGAAGAUGCUUUUAAAGAAUUCAAAGCACAAGGAACAGCUU
Messenger RNA from Pteronotus mesoamericanus, 1160 nucleotides. It is a transcript of the gene ACTRT1, whose product is annotated as actin related protein T1. NCBI's taxonomy places the organism in Eukaryota, Metazoa, Chordata, Mammalia, Chiroptera, Mormoopidae. Gene Ontology annotation, biological process: regulation of DNA-templated transcription. The transcript has a single exon. The record is from RefSeq and is a predicted model, not a curated record. Gene Ontology annotation, cellular component: nucleus. The coding region runs from base 1 to 1134 and encodes 377 amino acids. Gene Ontology annotation, molecular function: chromatin binding.